AUGUACUUGAAUGGAGGUAGUAGAAAUCGAGGAGGUCUAUUGAAUCUUGGUGGUGCUGGCGGACGACCUUCAUCAAGCCGUGAAGAUUUCAGAGGAGGCACAUCAUCUACUGUCCGUAUGCGCUCCCGCAGUCUCUCCGAUUUAAGUGGCAUGUUUGGACCGAGUAGUCGAACACGACCAGACCUGUCAGGUGGUUUAGUCAGGUCGAAUCAUGUAGAUUUGUUGGAUGCACCACGGGGGUUUGCAUCUAGGACGAGGCGAACUUCCAGUUCUUGGAGUGCGCUUGGUCAGCAGGAAGAGGCCAGGAAAGCUUACUAUGCUC
Amoebophrya sp. A25 is the source of this 322-nucleotide messenger RNA. Lineage: Eukaryota; Dinophyceae; Syndiniales; Amoebophryaceae. The record is from the annotation of a GenBank genome assembly.